Messenger RNA from Megalobrama amblycephala (Wuchang bream), 5590 nucleotides. It is a transcript of the gene cnot6a, whose product is annotated as CCR4-NOT transcription complex, subunit 6a. The transcript is spliced from 12 exons. Gene Ontology annotation, cellular component: CCR4-NOT complex; nucleus; cytoplasm. Gene Ontology annotation, molecular function: poly(A)-specific ribonuclease activity; protein binding. Bases 166 to 1839 code for a protein of 557 amino acids. NCBI's taxonomy places the organism in Eukaryota, Metazoa, Chordata, Actinopteri, Cypriniformes, Xenocyprididae. Gene Ontology annotation, biological process: nuclear-transcribed mRNA poly(A) tail shortening. The record is from RefSeq and is a predicted model, not a curated record.
UCGUUUUAGGAGCAGCCAAUGAGCGGGGCGCUUCUUAUCGCGCCCUGAAACUCUCACGGCCGCCAUGAUGCUUGUUUGCCUUCAGUGAGAAAGAGCAGCGGAUCAGAAACAAAGGAAACGCGCACUCGUCUUUGUGAACUGGUAUGAGCUUACAGUGUUACAGGGAUGCCCAAGGAAAAAUAUGAUCCGCCUGACCCAAGGCGGAUGUACACAAUUAUGUCCAGUGAGGAGGCGGCCAAUGGGAAGAAGUCAUAUUGGGCAGAGCUGGAGAUUGUUGGAAAAGUGAGGAGUUUGAGUUCAUCAUUAUGGUCCCUUACCCACCUCACUGCUCUUCAUAUCAGUGAUAACUCACUUUCGCGAAUCCCGCCCGACAUUGCCAAACUACACAACUUGGUGUACCUGGACCUCUCGUCCAAUAAGAUCAGGAGCCUGCCUGCCGAGCUAGGCAACAUGGUAUCUCUCAGGGAACUGCUUUUAAAUAACAACCAGUUACGAGUUCUGCCUUUUGAGCUUGGAAAACUCUUUCAGUUACAAACGCUGGGUUUGAAAGGAAACCCUCUUGCACAAGAAAUCUUGAACCUCUACCAAGAGCCUGAUGGGACACGUCGGCUCCUCAACUACCUGCUGGACAAUCUUGCAGGCACCAAACGUGUAUCUAUAGAACAGCCACCACCUCGCUCAUGGAUACCACUGCAGGAGCCAGACAGAACACGGCCAGCAGCACUUUUCUCUGUGAUGUGCUACAACGUGCUUUGUGAUAAGUACGCCACACGUCAGCUCUAUGGCUACUGUCCCUCCUGGGCCCUCAACUGGGACUACAGGAAGAAGUCCAUCAUGCAGGAGAUCCUCAACUGCAGUGCGGACAUCAUCAGCCUACAGGAAGUGGAGACAGAGCAGUACUACAACUAUUUCUUGGUAGAGCUCAAGGAACAUGGUUACGAAGGAUUCUUCAGCCCUAAGUCCCGAGCAAGGACUAUGUCUGAAUCUGACCGCAAACAUGUGGACGGCUGUGCCGUUUUCUACAAAACAGAGAAGUUCAGUCUGGUACAGAAACAUACAGUGGAGUUCAACCAGCUGGCUAUGGCAAACUCAGAGGGCUCAGAGGCCAUGUUGAACAGGGUGAUGACCAAGGACAACAUCGGAGUGGCUGUACUACUAGAGCUGCGGAAAGAGAUGAUGGAGCAAUCUGCUGGAAAGCCUCUGCAUGGCAUGGAGAAACAGCUCCUUCUGGUGGCCAAUGCUCAUAUGCACUGGGACCCCGAGUACUCGGAUGUGAAGCUUGUCCAGACCAUGAUGUUCCUGUCUGAAGUGAAGAAUAUUGUGGAUAAGGCCACUCGCAGUCUGAAGCUCUCCUCAGUUUCUGGGGAAACCAAUGCCAUCCCUCUCGUCUUGUGCGCUGACCUCAACUCUCUGCCUGACUCGGGUGUGGUGGAGUACCUGAGCACAGGUGGUGUGGACAGCACCCACAAGGACUUUAAAGAGCUGCGAUACAUUGACAGCUUGACCAACUUCAACUGCAAUGGCAAGAACGGCACCUCCAGCACCAGGAUCACGCACGGCUUCAAGCUAAAGAGUGCCUAUGAGAAUGGCCUGAUGCCUUUCACCAACUACACCUUUGACUUUAAGGGCAUCAUUGACUACAUCUUCUACUCUCAACCUUUGCUCAACGUGCUGGGUGUACUGGGUCCCCUGGACCCCCACUGGCUCCACGAGAACAAUAUCACUGGCUGCCCCCAUCCCCACAUCCCCUCUGAUCACUUCUCCCUGUUUGCACAACUGGAGCUGCUCCUGCCCUACCCGCCUGCUGUCAACGGCAUUCAUCUGCCUGGUCGCAGGUAGUUCUCCGAGCCAGCAGGGGGAGCUCCGGGCCCCUACCUCCUUUUGCUCUCAUGGUGGAGAGAGAACGAGGCAAGGGCUGUUGUGUAUAAAUCUGAAUCUCUUAUGAGGAGAUGGGGUAUGGCAAACUUUUAUUCCCACGGAUUUUAACUGAAUCAGACGCUUUUGUCAGUCUUAUCUAUACCACCUCCCUCCCACUUUUUCUUAUUUUGUUUCGUUUUUCAUUUUCUCCCUCCGUUUCUGGGCACAAGUUAAUAUUCUGUACUUUUUUCGAAACCCCAAGGGCCCCGAGUGAUCAUGUAAGUUUUACCUUGAGACAGGAAAAAAAGCUUUUUUUAUAUAAAUAACUAAAUGGCAAUAUCUUUGAAACACGUGCAGGGAGUCCAGCUCAAGCGAAAUAUCAUGAAAUGCAUAAUUUGGAUCAUGCUAUUAUAAGGCCAGUUUAGAGCGAGCAGCUGAAUUUGAUGACAGAAAAACCUUUCACCAGCUUAGGUCAGAGAGUCCGAUCUCCAGGAGCAACCCUUUAAAAAAAGGGCUUUUAAUGUGUAAAGAGAGCUGGCCGAACUCAUAUAUUUGCACUCGAUGGUGCUGAGGCCUCUCCACGGACGCUCUGCCUCGCGCUCUAGCUGUACACCAGUGACGGGUUUGCGCGGCCCACCAUCACCUACUGGGCCUUUGCCCGUCUCAUAAUUAAGUCCAUUGGAUGCCAGUGCAAUUGAUGUACCUUUUUUUUUUUUUUAAUUAUUCUUCAUGCUUUAAGAAAGCAACAUUUCAAGAGCCAAAAUGGCCUACUUAUGAAGUUUUCAAGCUUCAUGUGCCAUAGAGGUGCCCGCAGAUCUGGUGCGUACAGCCGAGCAAGAGUUUCAAUAAAGGGAAAUCAUCCGGAAACGGCCAGCUGUGUUUUAGCAAAUGCCAGUGCCCGUAGCCUUUGCACCUGAGGAAGUUUGGCAGGAGAUCACGUUAAGAUGCGGAGAGUAUGCUAGAAUGGGCAAAGACAAGCACGUCCCACUCAUAGACGGAUAAAUUAGACCCUCAAUUUCACCAGUAGACGCUUCGCCCAGCCAAGACUCCAGUUCACUCCUAAUUUUCUUCUUUUUAAGGUUUUUUUUUUUUUUUUUUUUCUCUACAUGAUUGUAUACAAGCAACAAAAGUCCUGAUCUACUGCAUCUAUUUUUUCUUUUUUUUUUUUUUUUUUUUUUUUUUUUUUUUUGUACGUACACUUAGAUUUGGAUGAAAAAUGAUUGUAUUGUAAAUGAAAGCGAAAUUUCUAUCAGUUUUAGAUGUUCAUCCUAAUGAACAUUCAAAAGACCAGCGUGUGUAAAAUAAUUUUUUUCAGGUAUCUGCUGUGUAAAGUUGCACUUGUCCAGGUUCCCGUUUUUACCCAGUGUACCAGUUUUUUUUUUUAUUAUUAUUAUUAUUAUUAUUUUGGAUAUAUAAUUCCACUGAGGCAGAUAUCUGGUGAUGUGGUCCUGUUACCCGCUUUGUUAUUCAAGAACACAUGACAUUGUGCCUCACUGAUUCGUUUCUCUAAGCGCACUGCCAGUGCUAUCAGUGAACACCUGAACAGCCUCAAUCUACUUAUACAAUAUCCUCAUUUCUGUUGGGUUUUUUUGUAUUCGCAAGUGAACAUCUUAUUCCUCUAAUCUUUUUUGGGUGUCUACAAUGUCAAGUAAAGUGAGUGUUUCUGCUGUGCCGAUCUGCGCUCAUGAUCACGUAGUCCCACCAUUCCUCAAUUUUGUUUUUCCUCCUUCCAUUUGCAUUCUCUAUUUACUGCCACUUCCUCCCUCUCAACUCAGGCAAUUCACUUUCACCGUAUAUUUUGCUUGUGCGUUUCUCUAUUUGUUCGGAUCUCGUUCUGUAUUUCACUUCCUGCUAGACCACGGUUAUCUCCUCGUGUCGUGCCAUCCAAUGCAUUCUGCCACAAGGCCAAGUGUAAAGCUCGAUUUACUACUGUAAAGCCUGUUCUCUGACCUGAUGAAAACAUACAUGGUGAUUUUUGUCUGUUUUCUGCUCUAAACACAAGGCCAGAGUACUCUUCCUGUAGCGUGGUCUGAUUUUUAACUUCGUCUACGGUGGCAUUUAUUGCUCUCAAAGCCAAUUUGUUUUUCGUUUUCCACUCCCUCUCAAGUUUGUCAUGUUUUAAAAAUCGAAUUGAUUGACAAGCACUUAUUGUAGAUCACUGGUGCAGCUACUCAUUGCUUUUUUAAAAAAAAAAAAAAAAAAAAAAUGAAAAUAUACUUUUGCCAUGAGGGCAGAGGUCAAUUUUAAUGACUUUUAUCAAGCAAGAGUAAAUAGAUGAACUGGGGAGGACCAUCUUAUAGUUCCCCUUUUUGGUGUCCCUUUUUAUUCCUCGCAUUAUCUGUCUUUUUUUUUUUUUUUUUUCUGGUUGUUUUUUUUAAUUGAAAGCAACUUGUCUGGUUAUAUUGGAUUGCUGAUGGUGUUGUAGUAAAAAGAUUUUUGUAAAGUGUGAAUAAAUAAUGUAUCACGUUUCCUUUCUUUGACAUGAAUUGUGUUGAUGUGUGUAUUAUAUCUAAUAGUUUUGUCAUUUUCAUUUUGCUUUUGUUUUGUAAUACUCAAAACCAAAUUUUUUGUAAAAAUGUUGGCACACUGAAUUAUAGAUUUAUAUUGUUGCUAACCUUCACUUCAAGAAACUUUUGAGAAAAAAAUACGUCAAUGAAAUCGUCACAGAGAAAUAAAGAGCUGUCAUUUUGUCACCAAACAAUUUCAACUUUGACCCUGAGCUUUAUGUGGCAUUUCACCUGGUUUGAGGGCCAGUUAGUUUAAAGCGUGCGUGUGUUUGGGUUGUGGUAAGCAUAGCAGACACUUCUCUCUUUCUCCUUUUUUUUUUUUUUUUUUUUUUUUGUUCUCCUCCCCUCCCUAUUUUUUAGGUGUUUUCUUGCUAUUGCUCUCCAGAAGAAAGUAAGUUUAAGGGUAGGAUGAGAUUUGAUUUUUUUUUUUUUUUUUUUUCUUGUUCUGUGCACAACUUGGUGUCAUUGACCUCUGAAAAACAGUCACUUCAAAUAAAUUGAGCAUGUUUAGAUAUUGUUGCAAUUACCAUAUUGUUCAGAUAUAAUCUAUUUUUUUUUUUUUUUUUUUUUUUUUUUUUUUUUUUUGGGUCAAAGACGAUAGUUUCAGGUGGUGUCUUGUGCACGACAAGCAAAAACAACACAAUGCUAAUCAUGUCAACAUUCUCAACUUGGCAAUAAUUACUUGCAUCCAUUUCUACCCCCUUUUUUCAGAUCAACUUGAGCAGAUGUUUCUGGCUUUACCAUAGAAAUCCUUUUCAUUUUCUUUUCCUGUUUCAUAGUCAACUUUUCUCUGUCAGUAGGGGUAGUAGUUCAAUGGUCAGGAUUGUGGUUGAAUCAGCUGAGAGUCAAUAAGUAUUUAGGUAAUGUCACUAUAUAAUGCACUGGACCAACUCUUGUUUACCAUUUAUGGAAUACCAGCAUAACACUUGCACAAUGUUUCAAAUAAGAAUGUUGCAUAUAUAUAUAAAUAAAUAAAAAUAUAUAUGGUAAAAGAAUAUAGAUAUUUAAUGAAAAAAAAAAAAUCAAAUAAUGGCAGCUGUUUUUAAUUCAAUAUUAAGUGUUGGGGAUAAAAACCUAAUGGUAAACAAGGCGUUUUGGAUUUCACUGUUUCUCCAGUUCUCUUGGUUCUCUGAGUAGUGAUGUGUUUAUAACAGGGUCAGCUUGUUUCCUUUACACCUAUGUAUUUUUUUCCUACUCAUGGUUAAAUAAAUUCUAUAUCUGUUUCA